Arachis ipaensis is the source of this 3628-nucleotide messenger RNA. The record is from RefSeq and is a predicted model, not a curated record. NCBI's taxonomy places the organism in Eukaryota, Viridiplantae, Streptophyta, Magnoliopsida, Fabales, Fabaceae.
CUCCCUUUCUUUCUUUCAUUCAGAAAGAAAUCACAGAAACUCAGACGAAAAACCCUAGCCCUGUAAGCCUACACCACCGCCGCGAGGAGUGGCAUACUGCACCGUCCGUCUAUCUAGCUUCCCUCGUGCUCCAAGUCUUCAACCCCUGUUCGCUGUCACCGAUCGCAGCUGCUUCCUCGAGCUCGGCGUCCGUCGUCUUUGUCUACUCAGCCGCAUUUCCGCCUCGCCGUUCACCGUUCGAGUUCGCAUUCGCGUUCGUCUGGAAGCCACGUUGCUCUGCUUCAAACUCUGCGACCAACCCGCGCGCUCCACCUAGCCGUCGAGCUGCUCCUUUUGUCGCCGCCGUGAGUUCCCUAAACCCGCCACCAGACAAUACACCACAACACUAAUACUCUCCUUCAAACUCUGCAACUUCUGAUUUCUAUUACAAUAAGAAAUUCUUUGAUGUAUAUAAGAAUUAAGAAGGAAGACUAUUUCAACUGUAUUACUCUGUUGAUUCUGGCCUGCUACAAGCUUGAACAUAGAAUUGAAGAGAGAAACCCUUUAUUAUUUCAUCAUUGGCCUAUUUUUGGUAUUGCAUAUUAUUGUAGUUUGUUUAUUCAUAGAACUAGUUGUUUAUGAUCCCCUUUUUAAGUAAAAAAAUGCAGCAGAAGAGUGUUUAGAACCAGUUGCUUUAUUCAUUGAAUUUUUAUAGAAUCAGGUGUUUAUUAUAAAACGGUUUUUUUGGUUGAACUACGAUUGAACCGGUUGAACCAGUGAACCAGUAAUUAGAGCUGUUCGAUGACCGGUCCGGUUUUUAGAACCUCGGUAAUUUGUUCUAUUUAUUGACCACAAGUCAAAGAGGAGAAGAAGGAACAAUGGAGGGUGUUGAUUGCAUUAAAAAUAAGGUGUCGAGUGCCGAUUAUGAUAGGGGUUUUUAAUGAAAUUAAAUGGAAGUGGGGGUCUCAAUGAAAAGUGGGAAUAUGAUAUAGAGGAUAGGAGACUGAGAAGCUGUACCAAUAAUGGUUGAGAUGUUGAUUAUGUUUGGGGUUUUAUGCCAUAUGAUUUCGAGCUCAUAUAUCAUAGUUUCUGGGAGAUGUAGCAUAUCUUGAUGUUGAUGUGUUUUGUAAGUCUGCGUAGUUUUGUGUUCUAUUUUGUGGAAUUGAUCUUGGAUAACAAUAAGAUUUUGGGUGCUGGUUUUGUUUUUGUUCUGCUGUGAUGAUAUUGUUUCGGAUGUAUGAUUGCCUAAGAACUCACCUUCCCAUGUUGGAUCAUUUACGAGCGUUUGAAGUAUAUAAAAGAAAUCAAUGAGAAAUUUUUACUAUGAGUGUGACUUAAAAUUUUUCUAGAGGAAUGUUCAUGUAAAAAAAAAAAAUCAUAAUUUCAGCCUUUGCAUUAUAAACUUCAAUUUUAGGGGGUUUUUUUUUCUUGAUUAAUCUGUGGACAACUAAUUAUUUAAGUGAGACUAGGUCAAUCGGUUCAACCAAUGACCCAUCAGUUGAACCGAUAAUUUAGUGACCCAAUAGUCUGAUCGGUUCGAUUCUGAUAACUAUGCAUGGCCACCAACAAACCCUUAACAUCAUUCUUUUCUGCAUGAGCAUCUUCCUUCUCAACAUCAUUCCUUUUUCUCUGUCUUCAGGACCCCGUCUUGAUUCUUGAUGACCAAAUUUAGUGAUGAAUCGGGAGGCGCGAGACCUGGCAGUUCGAAUAAGCAGAGCUCUCAUGCUCUCCGCUGCCGCCACCACCUAUCGCCUCCUCUCGUCUCCGCUGUCAUCAACCCCUUCCUUCUCCGCCACCACUCCCUCGCAUUGGGCUUCUUCAAUUGGGCCUCUAACCAGCCCAACUUCGCCCACACUCCCUCCACCUUCCACUCUCUCCUCUCCUCCCUCUCCAACUCCCACUCCCAACACCACCAAAACUCCGUCCUUUCGCUCCUCAACCAAGCCAAAGCCCUUAACUUCCCCCUCCAUAGCUCCAUUCUCCGCUCCGCCAUUUCCUCUCUUCUUGCAACGAACAAGAUUCAUAAUGCAUUCUCUAUGUUUAGGGAAUUUUCUACUCUUGCCAACGAAUUGGGUGGCGCCACAUGUAAUAGGUUACUGGCUGCACUUGCUUCUGCUGGGUACUUGGACAGUGCGUACAAGGUGUUUGAUGAAAUGACUGUUAGGGGUGCCCCUUUGAGUACCAUGGGUUUUGGGGUGUUUGUGUGGAGGGUUUGUGAAGAGGGUUGUUUAGAUAGAGUUUUAGCUGUUUUGGAUAAGGUUAAGGAUUGCUGUUUGGGGAUUAAUGGGUCGGUUGUGGCAGUUUUGGUUGUUCAUGGGUUGUGUCGUGCCGGCAGGGUGUCCGAGGCCUUAGGGAUGUUAGGUGAGCUGAGGGGCAAGGGAUGGAAACCUGACUUCAUUGCUUAUUGGGUUGUUGCCUCGGCACUGCGAAGAAUGCGAGAUGUGGCUGAGGAAGUGAAGGUUUUGAAGAUGAAGAGGAAGUUAGGGGUGGCACCGAGGAUUGGUGAUUACAAGGACUUGAUACUUGAAUUGGUUUCUGAGGGGCGGAUUAAUGUGGUGAAAGAACUCGGGGAGAUCAUUGUUGGUGCUAAUUUUCCCAUUGAUGAUGAUCUUCUCAAUGCCUUAAUUGGAUCAGUUUCGAGUAUUGAUGCUGAAGCUACAAUUAUCUUUUUUGAGUUCAUGAUUCGUAAAGGGAGGUUUCCUACCAUUUUGACUAUUAGCAAUUUGAGUAGAAAUCUGUUUAGGCAUGGGAAGGUAGAUGAGAUGUUAGAGGUGCUCCGAGUUCUGGAUUCUCAUAACUACUUCAAAGAUGUGGAGGGUUACAAUGUGAUGGUGUCGUUCUUGUGCGAAGCUGGAAGAGUGAAAGAGGGCUACGCUGUUCUCCAAAAGAUGAAGAAGAAACGGAUCAUUCCUAAUGUGUCAUCUUAUAAUUAUGUGAUGGAAGCGUGUUGCAAGGAGGAUCUGCUGCGCCCAGCAAGGAAGCUUUGGGAUGAGAUGUUUUCAUGUGGAUGUUCUGGGAACUUGAAGACCUACAAUAUUCUGAUAAAGAAGUUCUCUGAAGUGGGACAAACUGAAGAGGGUUACAAGCUCUUUCAGCACAUGUUGGACAAAGGGUUAACACCUGAUCACACAAGUUACACCUCUCUUCUUGAAGGGCUUUGUUAUGAGGACAAACUUGAAGCAGCUUUUGAGCUCUAUAACAAGCAUGUAAAACAGGACAUUAUCCUUGCAAGAGAUAUAGUAAGCUCAUUUGUAUCAUCACUAUGCAAGAAAGGUUAUCUUAUGGAUGCUUCCAAACUACUUUGCAGCCUCAAUAAUGAUAUAGGAAACACAGAGGCCCAUGUAGUUUUGCUGAAAUGUUCGGCUGAGGCAAAAGAAAUUCCAAUAGCCAUUGAGCACCUGAAGUGGGUUCAGCAAAAGUCACCUUUAAUGUUGCAAGAUAUAUGUGCUGGACUUUUAGCUUUUAUUUCUUCUGCUACAUUUCCGGAGCCAAUAUUACAGUUACUGCAAAAAAUACAAGACUUUAAUUUCCCAAAUAAAGGACAUCUUGAAGGAUGUGUACAUAGAUGAUUAUGGUGGUUGAAUUCUGGGAUUACAGCAACCUUGUUUGGAAAGAAAUUUUAACUAGCUAGAGGUAGGUUGAGAGCACA